AUGCAAUAUCAUGCUCUCAGCAUCGCCAAGCAUGGAGGGCGGGUAGACCUCAUUGGCUAUCACGAAACCGCACCUCAUCCAAGCUUAUCGCAGUAUCCCAACGUGAAGAUCUGCCCCUUGGAUCCGCCACCGAGCGUGCUUCGAUCCAAGUCGCUGCCGUUCUUGGUCUCUGGCCCUCUCAAGGUCAUCUGGCAGGUCGUGACCUUGAUCCGUAUCUUGGGAUAUGACACGCCCCCAGCCCAAUGGCUGCUGGUUCAGAAUCCCCCAUCCAUCCCAACACUGGCGGUUGCCGCCGUCAUGUGCAGGUUGAGGAACACACAUCUUCUUAUAGACUGGCAUAACUAUGGCUGGACCAUCCUAGCCGGCACGCGCGGCUCUUCACACCCCUUUGUCCGCAUCUCUAAACUUUAUGAAUGCAUAUUCGGCCGUAUUGCGCCUACGGCUAACCUAACCGUCACUAAUGCCAUGGCCAAGGAACUCCGCAAGCCACCCUACAAAAUCCUGACGCCGAUCCUGACUAUGCAUGACCGGCCAGCUGCUAUCUUUCAGCCCGUGCGAACAGAGCAUAUGCGUGAAGAUCUUCUUCAGAAACUGGACGUGACCAAGGAAGCUGCCAAGGAUAUCUCGGAGGGCCGGUUAAGGCUUAUUGUCAGCAGUACAUCAUGGACUCCGGACGAGGACUUCUCCCUGAUGCUAGACGCCUUAGUCCAAUACGCGAACGCCGACUCAGCUCAGACGCCAGUGCUCGCCAUCAUCACAGGUCGUGGCCCGCAGAGAGCGAUGUACGAGGCGGAGAUCAAGGCACUACGAGAGGAGGGACGGCUCACAGGCGUCAUUAUUAAGACGGCCUUCUUGUCGUUCGAGGACUAUGCAAGCUUGCUUGGCUGUGCAGAUUUGGGGAUAUGUCUGCACAAGUCGAGCUCCGGCGUUGACUUGCCGAUGAAAGUCGUGGACAUGUUCGGAGCAGGCCUGCCGGUGGUUGCAUACUCCGACUACGAGAGCUUCUCCGAGCUCGUGAGGGAAGGAGAUAAUGGGUGUGGGUUCGAGACUGCGGAAGAGCUUGAGGCUGCUCUGGGGCGCUUGCUGAGUCCGGAGGGUCAGACAGAGCUGAAGACGCUGAAGCAGGGAGCCAUCGAGGAAGGUAGUCGAAGGUGGGAUGAAGAAUGGGAUGCUGUGGUCGGCCCGCUGUUGUCCAUGACGGAACCUUGA
Phaeoacremonium minimum UCRPA7 is the source of this 1209-nucleotide messenger RNA. Its product is annotated as putative chitobiosyldiphosphodolichol beta-mannosyltransferase protein. Gene Ontology annotation, cellular component: endoplasmic reticulum. Bases 1 to 1209 code for a protein of 402 amino acids. NCBI's taxonomy places the organism in Eukaryota, Fungi, Ascomycota, Sordariomycetes, Togniniales, Togniniaceae. The record is from RefSeq and is a predicted model, not a curated record. The transcript is spliced from 3 exons. Gene Ontology annotation, molecular function: mannosyltransferase activity.